CAUAGAGGCGGAGCGCUAGCGCGCCCCCUAUCCUCUUCCUCCCCGCCAGCCCGCCCGGAAGCGGCGCGGGGCCGGGGCGCUGCGGGCCGCGCUAUGGCGGGCACAGCGCUCAAGCGGCUGAUGGCUGAGUACAAGCAACUGACCCUGAACCCACCAGAAGGGAUAGUAGCAGGUCCUAUGAAUGAGGAAAACUUCUUUGAGUGGGAAGCUCUGAUUAUGGGUCCUGAAGAUACCUGUUUCGAGUACGGGGUUUUCCCUGCUGUUCUGAGCUUCCCACUUGACUAUCCUCUAAGUCCUCCGAAGAUGAGGUUCACGUGUGAGAUGUUCCAUCCAAACAUUUACCCAGAUGGGAGAGUUUGCAUCUCUAUUCUUCACGCUCCUGGGGAUGAUCCCAUGGGAUAUGAGAGCAGUGCUGAGCGGUGGAGUCCUGUGCAGAGUGUGGAAAAGAUCCUCUUGUCUGUCGUUAGCAUGCUGGCAGAGCCAAACGAUGAAAGUGGAGCCAAUGUAGAUGCCUCCAAGAUGUGGCGGGAAGACAGAGAACAAUUUAAUAAAAUUGCCAAGCAGAUUGUGCAGAAGUCACUUGGACUUUAAGCUCACAAAAAGACUGAAAUGUUUUGUAUUUCUCUCCACCUGAAAAAGAGCAGUGCUCAGUGCUGGUACCAAAAAGGAAAACUUUGCAAAACUAUUGGUCUAGUUCUUAUCCUUCAUUAUUUAUUUGCCAUCUCUUUUCUGCUUCCGCUGCUGCACAGAAGCCUCUAGUUUACUCACUAAAUUGUAUGGGAAAGGGAUUUUUUUGCUGGGGAAAAUAAUGGGAACAGUGCUGUUUGAAAGGCUCUUUGUUGCUACCUCACUUCAUGGUAUGGAAAGCUUGGAAACUUUGCAAUCUGCAGCCCGCUUCUGUCAAUCUGCUAUUGGAGAACAGCCUUAGUUAGAUGGCCUGCUGGAGGAAUUAGCUUUGCAUUUGUAUAGGCAGCAUUGCAUUGGGAACACCAGUAGGCAGAAAAUAAUUAUUAGUUUUAUUAUAACAGCUAAGUUAAGGACAGCGUUUGCAGUCAGAACUGAUUUGAAGAGUGGUUAACCAGAGAAGCUAUAAAACAGGGUUGUAGACAGAAUGGUUUAACAUAGGAAGUGAUUCAGCACCAUCUAACUUGAAGAUCCACGUGGUCAUUGCCAGCAACUGGCUGGUGCUCCUGCGUUACACUGUGAAUUUGUACUGAGCCUUAGAGUUAGGGUUUGCUUGGAAGAAAGCCCAAGAAUUGCUUUAUUGGUCCUUGAAGACAUUCAGUAUAAACAUGACAUUCAAUUGGAGGUGCAAGAUGUAAAGACUGAGUUUUUAAAUACAUACAGGGUUCGCUGUGAGCCCCCAGUAUGUCAUCUGCAGCCUGAAAAUGCAAUGAGGUUGUUCCUGCUCCAUGGGGGAUGUGAGAUAUCUCUGCAGUUACGUCAGCUCUUCUCUCCUGUAGCCAUUUGGACGCUCAGAAAAUGAGGCAUCGCUGGCCUUUGCCACCACAGCCCAGGUCACCCAGUUUUCAGGUGAAGGAGCCUUUGCCACCGAUAAGUUUUGUCAAAUGGACUGCAAUGCUUCUUUAUGCUCAAUGCUGUAAGUAGGAGUCGCAGGCAACCUCAGUUCUGUUCUCUGGAGGAUGGUAAGAUGCUUGUUUAAAAGGGCAGAACGCUGUAGGCCACUUCUGGUGGCAGGAGAUGACCUGCAAUGCUUUGUGAAGCUGCUUGGGAGCCGCUGGUGACCUCUGUGCUUUGCAAGUGAGUCUCUUGUUUAAAGCCAAAUCCUCUCCAAUUUAUUACAGGCAGCAACGCCCAUUGAUGGCAUGUGAAAUUCUGUUGGCUGCUUUAAAUGAGCUACGUUUGAGAAAGACUGUUUUUCUAGGAGAAGCUUGGGAAUGGAAGGAGCUGCGCUGUGCAGAAAGCUUAAUGGAGGAGAUUGUGUGCAUAUGUGUGUGUGUUGAACUUGUCAGUAUUUACAUCGUGCUGCACAUGCUGCUUAUUCACAGGCUGCAGAUUGCUGGCUGCCACUUUUCUCAUCUUUAAAGUUUGUAUUGCUGAGCUUAGCCCUGUAGAAGUAAUUCUUGUCGCUUUGGUGGAAGGGUGCAAGGUGGACCCAGCGUAACGUGGGAGCAGAGAUGACAAGAUAGUAUUGUACCUAACUAGUAUUUCAAGGCAUACAGGAAAAUGUAGCAUUUAUAUGCAAAAUGACAGUGGUUUGGGGGUUAUAAUAUAUGAAGUGUAGCUCCUGCAAGUACCUCAGCUGCUGUUGGAGAGCUGUGUGCACUGCAGAGCAAACGCUGUGUUCAGCAGACAUGGCAAAGUGAGGCUCUUUUUAAGUGCAGAGUGUUUUAAUCGUGUGUGUUUGCUCGUUAUUUUACAGUGGGAUUUAGUCUGUAUUCUGAAAAUAAAGUGAUUGUUUUUUCCUUUGAUAACUACA
Tympanuchus pallidicinctus (lesser prairie-chicken) is the source of this 2440-nucleotide messenger RNA. It is a transcript of the gene UBE2G2, whose product is annotated as ubiquitin conjugating enzyme E2 G2. Lineage: Eukaryota; Metazoa; Chordata; Aves; Galliformes; Phasianidae. The transcript is spliced from 6 exons. The record is from RefSeq and is a predicted model, not a curated record. Bases 94 to 591 code for a protein of 165 amino acids. Gene Ontology annotation, cellular component: endoplasmic reticulum; cytosol.